This is a messenger RNA of Triticum turgidum subsp. durum (durum wheat), 351 nucleotides long. NCBI's taxonomy places the organism in Eukaryota, Viridiplantae, Streptophyta, Magnoliopsida, Poales, Poaceae. The record is from the annotation of a GenBank genome assembly.
AUGGCGAGCAGUAUCCAGAGGGCGUCGUUCCUGCUCCAGGUCGUCCGGAGCUCGUCCCGCUCCCGCAAGAGGGAGGGCGUCUUCUCCGAGGCCGCGCCCUGGCAGCAGCCAAUCUCCGGCUCCGGCAGGGUGCCCCAGCCACGGACGCCGGCGAAGCUGGACACCAUCGUCGAGGAAGAGUACAACUCCACCAUUAUGACGAACGACCCCGGUUUCCUGGUCGGGGUCUCUUCUUCGUCGUCGUCAACGUCGGCCUCAACGUCGGCGCCAUCGUUAAUGGCCGCGGCCGGGGUCCCCAGGGCCUACCGUUUCGCCGCUACCGCCACCGGCGCGCAGCAGACGCGUUGUUAA